This is a messenger RNA of Nothobranchius furzeri (turquoise killifish), 2865 nucleotides long. Its product is annotated as serine/threonine-protein phosphatase 2A 55 kDa regulatory subunit B beta isoform. The record is from RefSeq and is a predicted model, not a curated record. Gene Ontology annotation, molecular function: protein binding; protein phosphatase regulator activity. Gene Ontology annotation, cellular component: cytosol; protein phosphatase type 2A complex. NCBI's taxonomy places the organism in Eukaryota, Metazoa, Chordata, Actinopteri, Cyprinodontiformes, Nothobranchiidae.
CGCGGAUUAUUGCUGGAGCGUCUCCGUCCUCAUCACAAGUGUUUGGUCUGGGUCGUGUUGGAGCCAUGGCAGCCCCCCCACCGGUCCCACAGCCCGCCUGCUGACGGUACCGGGCAGGAUGGGAGCAGCUCAGCCGCGUUCAGGAUCCUGAACCAGCCGAUUCAUCAAUGGAGGAGGAAAAUGACACCCGGAAAGUCAACAACAGCUUCCUUCGCGACCACAACUAUGCAACCGAAGCUGACAUCAUCUCAACGGUGGAGUUUAACUCAACGGGGGAGCUGUUGGCCACCGGGGAUAAAGGAGGAAGAGUGGUUGUCUUCCAGAGGGAGCAGGAGAGUAAGACCCAGCCUCAGCGCCGAGGGGAGUACAACGUUUACAGCACAUUCCAGAGCCACGAACCCGAGUUCGAUUACCUGAAGAGUUUGGAGAUUGAGGAGAAGAUCAACAAGAUCAAAUGGCUGCCUCAGCAGAACGCCGCGUACUUCCUGCUUUCCACCAACGACAAGACUGUCAAGCUGUGGAAGAUCAGUGAAAGGGACAAGCGCCCAGAGGGCUACAACCUGAAGGAUGAGGACGGACGCAUCCGAGACCCGGCGACCAUCACCUCACUACGGGUGCCGGUGCUGCAGCCGAUGGAUUUGAUGGUGGAGGCCACAGCCAGGCGUGUCUUCAGCAACGCCCACACAUACCACAUCAACUCCAUCUCAGUCAACUCCGACCUUCAGACGUUCAUCUCCACCGACGACCUUCGGGUGAACCUGUGGAACCUGGAGAUCACCGAUCGCAGCUUCAACAUCGUGGACAUCAAACCGGCCAACAUGGAGGAGCUGACGGAGGUCAUCACCUCAGCAGAGUUCCACCCCCAGCAGUGUCACACCUUUGCCUACAGCAGCAGCAAGGGCUCAAUACGCCUCUGUGACAUGAGACAGGCGGCGCUCUGCGACAGGCAUAGCAAAUACUUCGAAGAGCCAGAAGAUCCAUCCACUCGCUCUUUCUUCUCUGAAAUCAUCUCCUCCAUCUCAGACGUGAAGUUCAGCCACAACGGACGCUACCUGAUGACAAGGGACUACCUCACUGUCAAAGUGUGGGACCUCCAAAUGGAGAACAAACCACUGGAGACCUACCAGGUUCACGACUACUUACGAGGCAAGCUUUGUUCUCUUUAUGAGAACGACUGCAUCUUUGACAAGUUUGAGUGCGUCUGGAACGGAUCCGACAGUGUCAUCAUGACCGGCUCCUACAAUAAUUUCUUCCGGAUGUUUGACCGGAACACCAAGCGAGACGUCACGCUGGAAGCAUCCAGAGAGAACAGCAAACCCAGAGCUAUUCUGAAGCCUCGCAAGGUGUGUGUGGGAGGGAAACGUCGCAAGGACGAGAUCAGUGUGGACAGCCUGGACUUCAGCAAGAAGAUCCUGCACACAACGUGGCACCCGCAUGAGAACAUCAUAGCUGUAGCAGCCACCAAUAAUCUCUACAUUUUCCAAGACAAGGUGAACUAAAGCAGCAGCCCGUUCCCUGAUGGACCCCGCAGCUCCACACCAACGAGGAGCUGCUGUCUUUAACCCCCCACCCCACCCUGGGGUCGGCCAUCCUCGGACUGAUGUGGGGACGUGGCCGGUAAAAAGGAUGUGAGGGGGAGAGAGCUUCAUUCCACAAGAUGGCUUCUAAUGUAAAUGAUUUUAACCACGCGGACCAGCAGAAGUGGUUCCAGUGCAUUUAUGCAACAGGAGGUUCGCUGCGUGAGAAACGUUACGCAGCAGCCCUCUGACCCUGCGGAGGAGGGCGGAUGAGCCCACAGGACGCGGGUGGCUCGGUGUCGUGUAGCAUCAGCUCCCCCUGUCUUUCUUUCUCAUGCUGCGGUGCAUGUGAGGACCCUGAGCAGCGGACGCUGAGUGGAGAAGACUGUUAGAGCCCAGCCCCAGAAACUGAGUGGGUCUCACUAGAACCGGUUUUGUGUCUCCAUGGCGAGACGUCUGUAGUCUGUGAUGUGAACGGAGCCCUUCUGGGCUCCAGAGUGUUUCAUUUAAAUCUGUUGUUUUGUUGAGUCCUUCUCUUGGUCUGUUUAGAAGCUGUGGUGCCUUCUUUUUGGUAUGUGGGGGUUGUGAUGUAUUCAGCAUGGGGGGGGGGGGGGGGGGGGGUACGUAGGAUUUUUGCUCUCGUCCCUUCUUCUUUCUUACCAAACGACAAGAACAGAAGACAGAAGUCUGUGUGCAGGAUCCCAUGGGGACGAGGUGUUACAGGACAUGGGUUAGGUCAGGACCUGGACAGCCUGCCUGAUGUCCUUGACUCAAGUGAAAAACGACGUAGCCACUUCUUUCUUUUUCUCUCUUCAAAAAGAAUUUUCCAGAAGAGAAUCUGAAUUCUUCACCAGAUGUAAUUUUGCCUGGAUGGUGCUGAAAAUGAUCUGUAGAUGGAAACCUAAACGUUUGCAUGCUCUGGUUCUGCUGAAUUCAACAGCCUGCAUUUAGUCAUGUGAACAUCUACAGCUCAUUUGAGGCACACAGGCUGUGAAGGACAUGCUUUAUUUUGGAUAGUUCUGGUCUUUGUGCAUGUUUCUCUUCUGGCCCAUGACGAGCGACGUCUACGACAGCGGGUUGUGCCGCAGCACUCGGACCAGUUGAUGGAUUAUCCCGGAGCCGACUCCCGUGAAGCGAAGCAGCCUGAGGCCUGACUGAACUCUGUGAAAAUCAGGGAAUAUUUAAUUGUGAUUCAUUUAACAGUAAAACCUUCUAAACAAGCUUCUUUGUGACACUUGUAAUUGAAACAAACCAACUUUUAUAGCUCAGAAUGUAUCGGAAUGCCAUGCAGUCUUUAUGCUUACGGGACUUCACUUUGAAUAAAAAAGAAUAAAGAUUUGCAAGCUCG